AUACGCACUCGCACUCGCCGCCGCCCUGACGCUAUCUGUUGACGGGAACACCAAACAAACAGGCCCACCUAGAGUACUACUGACUAGACCGGCCUUCAGCUCGGCUUCCCAUCAAUCACCCCUCCCUCCGCAAAUUGGCUUUUUGGCCGUUGUGGGCGUCGACUUUACCAACGACCUCAACAACCACUACCGAGAAGAGGUCCCCAAUCGCCUGAUAUCUUUGCCCACCGCCCACCGCUCACCACCCGCCGCGUACACCGACUCUCAGCCCCCUGGUAAUUGCACCGACCUUGCCAAACGUGAACCCAUCCAACCGUCGCAUUCUUCUCGUCCGUCCCCCGGCGCACGGCCGUAGACACGGCAUAGAUGUGGUCAACACUGCGCCGCUGUUGUUGCCGUCACUAAGUUUCAACCCCGCCCUCGCUGUAUCCGGUAUUCUCUAGCAUCACCACCUUCAUGACGAUCUUCUCGUGCGACGAAACAUGACGGAUCGAGUGGCCGCCUUCGUCCGUGUUUCGGGCCCACCAAACAGCAGUUUCUUGGUCGGAUAUCCAGGCAUUUCAGCGACGUUGCCGCGUAUAGAAGGCAAAGUUGAGAUUCGCCCACAACAGGGUAUUUCUGCUCCUAUCGCCAUCUCGCUUGUCCGAAUAUGUCUACAACGAAGAGAAACCAUUCAUCCGGCCGCGGAAAAUGUGGCCAAGCGCCAUCUUGGUACCCCCCGAAGGGAGACGACCGAUGUUGUUGGUAGAGAGCUGUUAUUAUAUAGAUGCGCUUCUGGUAGGGAGGCGGAGAAUGUUAUCGCCAUGGAUUUACCCUUUGUCUUAUUUAUACCGUUCGGACGAGGGGGUGAAGAAACAAGCAGAAGAAUACCGCCAGCAUCGUUACAGCUUCCUAGUAGGACGGCUGAAACGUACUAUGAAUUAGUCGUCACGGUACAGCAGGGCCCAAGUGUGCAGAACAAAUAUGCAUUCCCAGUUCCCUUACAACGAUACGACACAUUAUCAACCUUUGGAAUGUACAACCGCCCGGAAACUAAAAUCGCAACUACUGAUAAUAUUGUCACGCUUGUUAUAUCAUUACCGAGAUGGAGUUAUGGCCCCACCGACCCAAUCACCGUUUAUAUCAAACUGGCGCCGAACCUAGACUGGAUGGCGAAAGCUAGAAAAGUCACAGUGAAGAGCAUUACCUUGGCCAUUGAGGAGGAGAUUACCUACAACCCCGAGGGUGACGAACCGACGAAGAAGGUCAACCGGAUACAGAAGCAUGUCCAAAAUGUGGGAACAAAGUUAUCUGAGGACGGCUACGUGACCAAUAUGGAUGUCAUUUUCCCGCAUAAAGACUUGCGUGAUUCAAACGGAAUCAUCCGGAGGGGGCAGCCGGCGUUUCCUAAUUACGAGGUAACAUCCUUCACCACAACGUCGACUCUGUAUAAAAUAGAAUUCUUUCUAAGUAUCAAGGCGAGCAUGACCUCAGCCCGAGAUAUCACUCUUCGGCAGCCAAUUGUGAUCUGUCCCCAGGAUCACCAAGCCUGCAAAGAAGAAAUGGACGCUAUCGAGCAAGCAGCGAAAGAUGCUUCGUCUGUCGACCAUGCUAAUCCCAUGCUCCCAGCACGAAAUAUCGUAUUAGCUAACGAUGCUAACGCGCUAGCGACAUUAGGGCUUUGCCUCGUAGGAGGGCAGAAAAGGCCAUUGAUUGAAUGAGGAAAAGCUAAGUAUGACGUUUUGAAAGGACGUUAUGACGCAUGACAAAUGCUGUGGCGAGCAAUUGGUAGCAAUAACAGCCUCCGCCAAUAGGGAGAGAUCGCUGCAGUCCAGAUUCCGUUAAGCACCAGAAUAUUAGCUUUGCAUUUUCUUGGUCAUAGAUGAUCAGAAUCACCUGAUGAAACGGAGAGAACGAGACUGCCCUGUCCCAAUUAUAGCAGGGACCAUCAUAUGGUAUCAUGUUAUACGCCUACAGCCAAUGUUUGAAGCAUGAUACUGGCCCAAGUCUCACACACGAAAGGCGGUAUUCAUAUCUACUGUUAUCAUUCAGAGACCUUGGAUUAUGGGAAUCCGGAGCUGUUCAGGUC
Xylaria bambusicola is the source of this 2068-nucleotide messenger RNA. RefSeq names its product arrestin domain-containing protein. Bases 483 to 1700 code for a protein of 405 amino acids. Gene Ontology annotation, cellular component: division septum. Gene Ontology annotation, biological process: division septum assembly. NCBI's taxonomy places the organism in Eukaryota, Fungi, Ascomycota, Sordariomycetes, Xylariales, Xylariaceae. The transcript is spliced from 3 exons. The record is from RefSeq and is a predicted model, not a curated record.